Messenger RNA from Dracunculus medinensis (Guinea worm), 270 nucleotides. The record is from the annotation of a GenBank genome assembly. Lineage: Eukaryota; Metazoa; Nematoda; Chromadorea; Rhabditida; Dracunculidae.
AUGGUACGGGAUACCAAUGGCGUGUCUUUGAAGAUUAUUGAAGAUCACCCUUUAAGAAAAAAUUCAUUGAGACCAAACUUAACCACGAUAUGCUAUUUGGAAGUAAUUUCUGGCAACCAUAGGCUUAAUCCCGAUAAGGAUAGUCUGCGCACUGGAACUCUUCAAAUGCUGCCCAUCGUCUUUCAUAUCACAUCUUCAACAAAUGUACUUUCUGGUAUGGCAAAAGGAAAUAAUACUAGAUAUAUUGCAGAAAAGCAAUUCUAUUCCUAG